Colletotrichum navitas is the source of this 674-nucleotide messenger RNA. RefSeq lists its product as uncharacterized. The record is from RefSeq and is a predicted model, not a curated record. Lineage: Eukaryota; Fungi; Ascomycota; Sordariomycetes; Glomerellales; Glomerellaceae. The transcript has a single exon. The coding region runs from base 95 to 577 and encodes 160 amino acids.
GAUGCCGAGUCUGGGGACCAGCUGAGAACAAUCACGCCACCUCCGGAUCAAGAGUUUCCAGCACACUUUCAUAUUUUUUCCAGGGAAUUUGCUCAUGGCCAUCUGUACGCCAAUAAGAGCAAUCGGGGAAACCUCCUCUGAUCCAAUUCGCACGUUGGACAAUAGCAAGCCACCUGAUCCCCUUGAUAGUCUCUCAGAGUGUUAUCUCGGUGUCAAAUUGUGCUCAUUGGAUGAGCCAACUCACAAGCAGCAUCAAAAGCCGGUCAUGAAUCCAAUUGGUCCAUUAUUUCCCACACAAAGUGGACUGUCUAUGGCACCGCGGAAACUGGAUCGUUUCACGAAAGCCAUGUUCUUACCAAGCUGCCACUUUCCAUUGGACAGAAAGUACAUCGGUCUACUUGAGUACCGCGCAGUAGUCAAAAUUUUUGAUACCGACCUUAUCAUGAAGAACAAUGCGAUCAGAUUUUCGCCGCCAAGUCCGGCCAUGGAGUUCCAUUUCAUGUUUUGCCGCCAUAGCGUGGCAACAAAUCCAUCAAACCAGGAACUUCCUCGUCAAGGUUUGGAGCAAGGGCAAUAGGAGACAUUCAACGUCGAUGCCCUUGCCAAAGACAAAUUCGCUUGAUAUUUUCGGGUAUCUAACUGCUGCGCUUUGCUGGAGUUCUGACAAUGUCUAC